This is a messenger RNA of Epinephelus moara (kelp grouper), 2089 nucleotides long. It is a transcript of the gene gphnb, whose product is annotated as gephyrin b. The transcript is spliced from 19 exons. The record is from RefSeq and is a predicted model, not a curated record. Gene Ontology annotation, biological process: molybdenum incorporation into molybdenum-molybdopterin complex; glycine receptor clustering; gamma-aminobutyric acid receptor clustering. Gene Ontology annotation, cellular component: cytosol; cytoplasm; dendrite. Gene Ontology annotation, molecular function: molybdopterin molybdotransferase activity. The coding region runs from base 383 to 2089 and encodes 568 amino acids. Lineage: Eukaryota; Metazoa; Chordata; Actinopteri; Perciformes; Serranidae.
CCCCUUUAAAAGCCUUCACAGGAAAUCAAUAGUGGUCUCCAUAAGACUUAAUCUGGGAUCCACACUACUACCGUGGCAGGCGGCCAGCUGAGUGAUGUGUGCGGUUUAAACGGCCCCCGCAUCCUGCCCGCUUAUCUGGAGGUGUCCCGGUGAUCGCUCGGCUCUCUACUCAUCUCGUCUGCCUGCUUUUUUUUUUCUCUUCCUCUUCUUUUUUUUUUUUUUUUUUUUGCUGUAUCCCAGCCCUCCUCCAUCUCUUCCUCCUCUUCCUCCUCCUCCUCCUCCUCCUCUUCCUCCUCCUCCCCUCCCUCUCCCCACUAAGUUCGAUGCGAUCGGCUCUGGGCCCUGCCGUGAGUUCUCGGUGCGGGCGACAGCGCUGCUGAACAUGGCGUCAGACGGGAUGAUUUUAACGAACCACGACCACCAAAUCCGGGUCGGAGUCCUGACAGUGAGCGACAGCUGUUUUCGGAACCUUGCAGAGGACCGCAGUGGCGUCAACCUCAAAGAUCUCGUCCAUGAUCCCUCCCUGUUGGGGGGUAUGAUCACGGCCUACAAGAUAGUGCCGGAUGAGAUCGACGAAAUCAAGGAGACGCUGGUGGACUGGUGCGAUGAGAAGGAACUUAACCUCAUCCUAACCACCGGAGGCACUGGCUUCGCCCCGAGAGACGUCACACCAGAGGCCACUAAGGAGGUGAUAGAGCGCGAGGCUCCAGGGAUGUCUCUGGCGAUGCUGAUGGGAUCUCUCAACGUCACACCACUAGGCAUGCUUUCCAGACCUGUGUGUGGGAUCCGAGGGAAGACGCUCAUCAUUAACUUACCAGGAAGCAAGAAAGGCUCCCAGGAAUGCUUCCAGUUCAUCCUGCCGGCGCUGCCGCACGCCAUCGACCUCCUGCGGGACGCAGUGGUGAAGGUAAAGGAGGCGGCGGACGAGCUGGAGGACCUGCCGUCACCUCCGCCGCCCCUCUCGCCGCCCCCCAACAGUUCGCCCCACCGCCAGACGGAGGACAAAGGUGUGCAGUGCGAGGAGGAGGACGAGGAGAAGAAGGACAGCGGUGUGGCGUCCACCGAGGACAGCUCCUCCUCCCACAUCACCGCCGCAUCCAUCGCAGCCAAGAUCCCAGACUCCAUUAUCUCGCGGGGUGUGCAGGUGUUGCCCAGGGAUACAGCCUCUCUCAGCACCACGCCCUCGGAGUCGCCUCGCGCCCAGGCCACGUCCCGCCUUUCGACCGCUUCCUGUCCCACACCCAAAGCGCGGCUCCCCUCCUGUUCAUCCACCCUAAGCAUUGCUGAGGCCUCACGGAGAGAAUUCAGGGCUCACCUGGAUGAGGUCAUCACGCUCAAGUCAAGGUACUCUACCUUGGACCAGCUCCAGUGUAGGUUGGAGGGGCUUAAAGAUGAUCGCAGGAGGACCUUCAGCUCUCGAGUGCAGUCACGAUGCAGCAGCAAAGAAAAUAUCCUAAGAUCAAGUCACAGUGCAGUGGACAUCACCAAGGUGGCCCGGAGGCACCGCAUGUCCCCCUUCCCCCUCACCUCCAUGGACAAGGCCUUCAUCACUGUGCUGGAGAUGACCGCUGUCCUGGGCACUGAGAUCAUCAACUACAGAGAUGGGAUGGGUCGAGUCCUCGCUCAGGACGUUUAUGCCAAAGACAACCUGCCACCCUUCCCUGCCUCUGUCAAGGAUGGUUAUGCUGUGAGAGCGGCUGACGGCCCAGGCGACCGCUUCAUCAUUGGAGAGUCCCAAGCUGGAGAGCAGCCCACCCACACAGUGAUGCCUGGCCAGGUGAUGAGGGUGACGACGGGUGCCCCUAUCCCAUGUGGGGCUGACGCUGUAGUCCAGGUGGAAGACACCGAGCUGCUCCGCGAGUCUGAAGACGGCACAGAGGAGCUGGAGGUACGAAUCCUAGUACAGGCUCGUCCAGGGCAGGACAUCAGGCCCAUCGGUCAUGACAUUAAGCGUGGGGAGUGUGUGCUUGCAAAGGGCACCCACAUGGGCCCGUCUGAGAUAGGUCUCCUGGCCACUGUGGGAGUCACAGAGGUGGAGGUCCAGAAAUUCCCCGUGGUGGCCGUCAUGUCCACAGGAAAUGAGUUGUGA